Messenger RNA from Didymodactylos carnosus, 320 nucleotides. Lineage: Eukaryota; Metazoa; Rotifera; Eurotatoria; Philodinida; Philodinidae. The record is from the annotation of a GenBank genome assembly.
UUUUUUAAAAAAAUGAUUAACAGUAGCUUAAAAUUGUGAGAAACAGUGAAACUUCUUUUUCUCGUUGAUUUGUCCGUUAGAAUUAAUAAAAUUUCUAGAUUCUGUUUUACAAUUUAGUUCGUCGUUGUUAUGGUAAAUCAUUCUAUGGUAAGGAGGGUGCCGGACAUGCAAGUUUUAAUCGUUUUUGGUAUGAUACAUUUGAACGUGACUGCAAACCAUUCAUCUAUGGUGGUAUUGGUUUAUCAUAUGAAACAGAUAAUAUAUUUAAUACAACAGAAGAAUGUUACCGAGCAUGUAAAGAAGUUUUAUCUCUUACGUAA